UGGGGUGUGAAGGUGAAACUCGUCGUUCUGCGCGCUUGGUUGUCUACUGUGAUUAUGUCAUCUGCUGCACUGUUCACCACACGCACGCAGCUGUGCAGACAGCUCGCACACAAAUAUUUGUCGAGGACCUACGUUGCGCGACCAUCUCUAAAUGAGGUUGUGGUUGUCAGCGCAGCUCGGACCCCUAUAGGGUCAUUCAGAGGAAGCCUCUCCACAGUUCCUGCAACCAAGCUAGGUUCCAUUGCCAUUAAAGGAGCCAUCGCACAAGCAGGCAUCCCUCUGGAGGAGGUGAAGGAGGUGUACAUGGGCAAUGUCCUGCAGGCCAGGGAAGGACAAGCUCCAACCCGACAAGCCCUCCUGGGUGCCGGUCUGCCCCUCUCCACUCCAGCGACAACCAUUAACAAAGUGUGUGCCUCCGGUAUGAAGUCCAUCAUGUUGGCUGCUCAGAGUCUCAUGUGUGGGCACCAGGAUGUGAUGGUAGCAGGAGGCAUGGAGUGCAUGUCUCAGGUUCCAUAUGUGAUGGCCAGAGAGGCACCCGCAUAUGGCGGGGUGAUGAUGGAGGAUCUUAUCGUAAAGGAUGGCCUCACGGAUGUCUACAACAAAUUUCACAUGGGUAACUGUGCAGAAAAUACAGCCAAAAACAGCAGCAUUUCUAGAGAGGAACAGGACACCUAUGCCAUCAGCUCAUAUACCCGCAGCAAGGCAGCGUGGGAGUCAGGUGUCCUGGCCAAGGAGGUGGUUCCGGUUAGCAUCCCACAAAAAGGCAAGCCAGAUGUUGUGGUUAAGGAAGAUGAGGAAUGGAGGAAGGUUGAUUUUAGCAAAGUGCCAAAACUGAAGGCUGUCUUCCAGAGAGAGAACGGCACAGUGACAGCAGCUAAUGCUAGCACGCUGAACGACGGUGCAGCUGCCGUUGUGCUCAUGACUGCAGACGCGGCGAAGAGGCUCAACGUGGUGCCAAUGGCAAGGAUUGUAGCAUUCGCUGACGCUGCUGUAGCACCCAUCGACUUCCCCAUCGCGCCAGCAUUUGCCGUGCCCAAGGUGCUCAAGGCUGCCAGCAUUAAGACGGAGGACAUUGCCAUGUGGGAAAUAAACGAGGCUUUUAGCGUGGUGGUCCUGGCCAAUAUUAAGAUGCUGGACAUCGACGCCAGCAAAGUCAACAUCAACGGUGGAGCUGUGUCCCUUGGGCACCCUAUUGGCAUGUCUGGUACUAGGAUUGUUGGACAUAUGGUGCACAAUCUGAAGUCUGGGCAAUAUGGCUUGGCGAGUAUCUGUAAUGGAGGAGGAGGGGCCUCAUCCAUUCUCAUCCAGAGAUUUUAACCAGUGCAAAAUCUCUCUCAUUCAGUAUCUCUCUAAGGUCAACUGUAAUUUGUCUGUUCAGCCACAUUGUCUGAGUAAGGUCAGAAGAUGGGGAAAAUGCAACUGUAGCCAAUUCAGCCUCAAAUUCAGCAUUCCACAAAGGCCAAAAAGGACAGUAUAAUCAGAAGGCAGAUGAUGGCCUUCUCAGUAUUAGCUGCCUUUCUAACGUUAUGGUUAUAAUCACUCCAAAAUGUCACUCCUCUCUCUCCAUCAGAGAACUAUUUAAUGUGGUCAUUUUUCAAUUAGCUUUUUAAAUUAAGCCAUUAAGUAAAGGUAUUUAUACUGAUCAUUAUUUAAGGUAUGAGGUUUCUUUAUAGGAUAAAUCUCUUUGUGGAAAGUGGAAGGAUUUUUAAGGAACACCCAAGAUAAAAUGGAUUAUUUAAAACCGUGGAAUAGCAAUAAAAGAUACUUAUGAAAUGCUUUCA
This is a messenger RNA of Electrophorus electricus (electric eel), 1781 nucleotides long. It is a transcript of the gene acat1, whose product is annotated as acetyl-CoA acetyltransferase 1. Gene Ontology annotation, molecular function: acetyl-CoA C-acetyltransferase activity. Lineage: Eukaryota; Metazoa; Chordata; Actinopteri; Gymnotiformes; Gymnotidae. The record is from RefSeq and is a predicted model, not a curated record. Gene Ontology annotation, biological process: fatty acid beta-oxidation. Gene Ontology annotation, cellular component: mitochondrion.